ACUAUAAAUAAUUGUGGCAUAUUUGAAAAAAAUAAUGUGAGAGUUAGGGAUGUAAAUUGACAAUUACGUUAGUUUACGAUUUACAAAUAAACGCGAUAUUCAAUUUAUUCUUUAAACGUACGGACUGGUUGCAUUUCUGAGUAGAAAAAACGUACGGAAAGAAAGAGUGAAUUACGGAUUUUCAUUUUUGUUCAUAAUGUGAUAUUUACAAAUGUCACUGCCAGUCGCACUAUGACUUCCUGUAAAUAAGUGGAUGUUUAGAAAUAUACAACAACAAUUUCUUCAACAUAUUAAAAAAAUAAGGCAUUUUACAUUAGCCGUCAAGGUGAAAUGUAAUUUUAGCGCAAGAAUUUAUACCGAUACAUGAAAGUACUGAGACAAGAUGGAACAAAACUUAAGUGAAUUUACAAGAAAUGGAAUAUAUGUGUAUAAAAAUCGGCCACGGUUUGAAAGUUCUAAGUUUGUACCUUAUUUAGAAGACCCUACCUGGGUAUCCUUGACGUGUAAUAGAAAAAACUGUUGUGGAACCGACAGUAAUUUUAGAUCAAUCGACACUAAUUCCCUGGGAAUGGGAAGUACUUUCGGUGAGAUUGGAAGCCCUUCAGAUGUGUCGUCUUUAGGGCCAGAAAAGGACAGAGGAUUCCUCAAUAAGGAUACAUCAAAACGAGGCAAAAUGGCAGUGCUGUUUUUAGUUCUAAUCAUUCUGAUUACUUUCAUUGCUGCAGCUGUUGGUGUAACACUAAGCUAUGUCCACCACCGAGAUAUUGUGAGACUCCAUGUGAAUUUCAGUGUUGAUAAUUACAAUGACACGCUAAUAUACCAGAAGCAACAGGAAGCUGAGGUGGCUGAAUUCUGUAGGAAGGUAAAGGAUGCAUUUCGUUCAACAGGACUUAUAUCUCAUUUUAUUGAAUGUAAAUGUGUGGACACCAGACAGACGCUAAGCAAAGUGACGUUCUCUUUCCUACUUGAUUUUACUAAUAACAAAGACACAGAAGAUAUGGAUCAAAUCAAGCGGAUCAUCAUAAGUGUCGUAAAUGAAAGGAAGAGGCAUUUAGAGCUCAGAGCACUGUAUUCUCGCCCAUCUCAGCCAACAGCAGAUAAGGAAGGCCCUGUUAUACUGAAGACAAAAAAAGAAGGAACUACAAAAUCCCCGGUAUUUGUGAAGACAACUCCUGCUGAAAUGAAGUCCACAACACAGAGAAAUAGACAAAUAUCUUCAAAAACUAAUUCCACUACAACAAAUACCAAUACGGCAUCAAGAAGCAAUGUUAAGAGUAUUCAAGAAAUGACGGUCAAAACUACAACCAUUGCAACAAAAACAGUCUCCACGACACCGGGAAUGAAUGCGUGGGACAGACUAUUGUCUCAGUUAAACAUCACCUGAGGUAGAUGACAGGGAGGACAAUACAGUUGAUGUCUACUGUUAUUUCCUUUCAACCUCGUUCAAAGAAGUUUAAAUCUUUUGUCAUUAAAUCUUGACUUUCCAUUUUUUUCAUUGCUUGUUUGCUUGGAACUCUUAAUAUCAGAAGAUCAAGUGUUAUACUAAGACUUGCAAAGUAAACAUGUAUGGGAAACCGCAUGUAUUAUUGUAAAUUACAUUGUAUGUAAACUUGUCUGUAUAUAUUACAUGUACAUAUAAAAAGUUUCAUGAUACAUUUUGUAAUUUCUUGAGUACUGUGCUAUUGUUAUCCUUGCAAAAUUUGUUUUCAGCUUGUUAAAAAAUUAAGCUUUCCUCACUUUCGUUUGACGAAAAAAAUGUUUCAAGUGGUAAAUGAUAAAAAUGAAAGAUCUUUUAAAACUUUCCAAAAUUAUAAUACCUGAAAACUGCAUGUUAACCAUACUACUUUUACCUUUGCUAAAUCUAUACUUGUAAAUUAAUAAAGUUUGCAAAUAAACUCUGAAACGGGU
Messenger RNA from Saccostrea echinata, 1908 nucleotides. RefSeq lists its product as uncharacterized. The transcript is spliced from 6 exons. The coding region runs from base 383 to 1384 and encodes 333 amino acids. NCBI's taxonomy places the organism in Eukaryota, Metazoa, Mollusca, Bivalvia, Ostreida, Ostreidae. The record is from RefSeq and is a predicted model, not a curated record.